GGGAGCUAGUGAACCGGCCGUGCUCCUUGGGGUCGCAGUCUGAAAGGAAGGCUUCGUGCUCGGGCUGUCGCAAAUUCGGCAAAAACAGCUAAAAGGCCUCCAGUUUCUUCAGUUUCUAGUGCGACCUACAUCCAGUAGAGCCAGACAAGAUGAUGUCCGAAAAGAGAAAGAAGAUCGAAGCCAUGACCCGUGACCUGGAGCUCCCCAAUGAUGUAUUGCAAAAAGUAUCGGCCAAGCUUCUUGAUGAAUUCAACAAAGGUCUCGGAAAAGAAACUCACAAAUCGGCUGAAGUCAAAAUGUUCAUGACCUAUGUGAGGGACGUUCCCAACGGAUCAGAAAGUGGAACAUUCUUAGCCUUGGAUUUGGGGGGCACGAACUUCCGAGUUCUGCUCAUUGAUAUCGAUGGUGAUCGAUUCAGCAUGCAGAACGAAAUUUACGCUAUUCCUCAAGAAAUCAUGCUGGGAACUGGUGCUGAGUUGUUUGAACACAUAGCUGACUGCCUGUCCAAAUUUAUGGACAAGUACAAAGUCAAGGACAAGAAGCUUCCCUUGGGCUUUACAUUCAGCUUUCCCUGUCGGCAAGAGGGCCUCACAAAAGCCAGACUGGUUCAGUGGACCAAGGGCUUCAAAUGCAGUGGUGUUGAGAAUGAGGAUGUAGUGCUUCUGCUGAGAGAAGCAAUCAAGAAGCGGAGGGACAUCAAUAUUGAUGUUAUGGCAGUCGUCAAUGACACAACGGGAACUCUUAUGUCAUGUGCUCACAAAAACAAGCAAUGCAGACUUGGGCUCAUUGUUGGAACUGGAACAAACGCAUGUUACAUGGAGAAACUAGAAAAUGUGGAACUUUGGGAUGGAGAUCAAGAAGAACCUCGACAAGUCAUUAUCAACACAGAGUGGGGAGCGUUUGGUGACCAUGGCUCUUUGGAGUUUGUACGAACACGUUAUGACAGAGAAAUUGAUUCGGCUUCACUCAACCCUGGAAAGCAGUUGUUUGAGAAAAUGAUUUCUGGCAUGUACAUGGGGGAGCUUGUUCGUCGUGUCUUGGUACACCUUGCUGAGGAAAAUUUGAUGUUCAGCUCGAAGCUUUCUGAGAAAAUGAAGACCCCCUAUCUCUUCAAGACAAAGUACAUUUCUCAGAUUGAAAGUGACCCCCGAGGUGUCUAUGAAGAAGCCCACAGUGUAAUGGUGAAGAUGGAUAUGGUUGGCACGGAUGAAGACUGUGAGAGCCUUAAGCUCAUCUGUGCCCGUGUGUCAUCACGUGCUGCCCACCUGGUGUCUGCCGCUGUGGCCACCAUCCUAAACAAGAUGAAGCGGCCUCACACCACUGUGGGUGUUGAUGGCUCAGUGUACCGGUUCCACCCGAGAUUCCAUGCACUUAUGGAGGCAAAAAUUGCCGAACUUGCCAAUCCUCAGUAUAAGUUUGACCUGAUGCUUUCUGAAGAUGGAAGUGGUCGUGGUGCUGCCCUGGUUGCAGCUGUUGCUGUACGCACAAAGAAAGAGAAAUCUACCAAAAGCCCUUGAGACAACAACACUGAGCCUUCAUUGUGCUGCAGAGUCUGUUUGUUGUGAGACGCUAUUUAUUGGACACCGCAUUAAAAUUUGCCAAACUCUUCAGUCUUGCUGCAGGGCUUGAGGCUUUUCUUGCAAUCAGAAAUGACAGAGCAGGAAUUACAGCUAGAGGUACUCGUUUAAGCCUCUUGGCCUUCUUACGCACUUAAACUGUUUAGCAUGAGGGGGAGAAAACAGGAGCAUGCAAUGUAUGUGAUACAUGUAGAGAUUGGUUGCGAAAAAUAUGCAUGUUAGUGCCAUGUGUUGUAUGUGGUACUAUAAGCAGAGAAAUCAACAAUAAGCAAUCACAGGUGCCUUGUUUGGCUUAGGUGCUGGUUGCAUCCAAGAGUCCCUGUCCAAUUCUGCCAGUAAUAUUGCAGCUACUCUCAUGGAUGAUUACUGCCCUGUCAGCCCUGCACUUGGAAACAAAUAUUACUAUGGCACAUCUCAUGUUGACACCCAUGUCAUCACAUUCAAAUGCAAUCUCAUUGUCUGUUAGUGUAAAUUUUGCUGAUGGCACUUUGUGCCACAAUUUCUGGUGGUAGCUUAUGUUUUAGGACCAUCAUGGCACUACAGUUCUUAGCAGCAAAUCAUUUUUGAGUUCACUGGUGCAUUCUUCCGGUGCAUUUGAAAUGUCAGCGCAUUCUUCCAUGGGUAUGGGGGGAUGACUAGUCAAAGAAGCAUUUUACAAGCUGUAUUGUUUGUCUUAACUGUGGCACAUUGGUUUAAAAGGUGCUAUCAACUGCAGGAUGCCAUUUUUAAGCACUUGGUCUUUAAUGUUUAAUUUUAGUUCAUUUUAAGUACUUUGCCACUGGAUGUCUUGUCACUUGUACAGUUGAUUUUAAAGACUGCUGUCGUCAUGUGGUAAUCUCCUUGCAGUGUCCUGCACUUUGAUCUUCUUGUGAUAUUUUUUUUAUUGUGUGUAUGUAUGUGCAUGUGUGUGUGCUUCAUGUGUAGCUGUAGGGCUUCCAGUUGGCCCCUGGUUAGAAACGUUGGAAUUUGCAUAUUGCAGGACAUUCCAAGAACAGGUGUAAAGUAAACCAGUUUCGAUUUCAGAUACAACAUGUUCAUGUAACGCAGAUCCGUUAAUUUUAUGCAGUUGAACUGCCUGUGUUAAGGUAUGAGGAAGAUGAUGCUCCCCAGUCCUGUUAUGCACUUAAAUUACCUGUGUUGAAGUUUAUACAAAAUUUCACUCCCAAUAUUCAUUUUGCCAUUUCAUUUUGUUACAGUAAGUUUUAUUUUUUGCAUGAGAUCAGUAGUCUAUUAUGCGUGUUUUAUUGACUUGUGCCAAACUCAACGAUUAUGUGCAUCCAGUCUGUUUUUGAUGUUAUGGGUGCUGUUUAGUACUGCAUUUGUUUUGCACCACUUGUAAGGAGUAUAUAGUUCCAGGCACAUCAUAGCAUUUGUUUCUUUGUUUUAAGGCAACCUCUAUUAAGUGGUAUUACUGUUGCAUGAUGUUGACACACUAUUUCGUGAAAUCUUGCCAUUGUGGUGAGGGCCCUGGAUUUGCUCGUAGUUUGGCUUGUAAAUAGCAUUGUAGGUGAAAUCUGGUAGCCUGCUUAUUUAGUAAUUUUUAGGUUGAGAUCCCUUCUGCCUGUGCUUGCCUUUUCUUUGUAAAAAGUGGCUUUGCAAAAGGGUACUACUCUUAAAACGUGUGCAGAGAAACCACGUUUUGUUCUUGAGAUUUCAGGUUGCAUUAUGGAUACAAUUUUUUUAUUUGUUCUGUGAAAAAUAUUGAUUAGAGUGACCAGAAUCUUUCAAUAAAUAGAGUACAAAGAGUU
Molecule: messenger RNA, 3325 nt
Organism: Dermacentor silvarum
Lineage: Eukaryota; Metazoa; Arthropoda; Arachnida; Ixodida; Ixodidae
Gene: Hex-A
Product: hexokinase-2-like
Exons: 9
Coding region: 150-1517 (455 amino acids)
Biological process (GO): glucose 6-phosphate metabolic process; glycolytic process; intracellular glucose homeostasis
Cellular component (GO): cytosol; mitochondrion
Molecular function (GO): ATP binding; D-glucose binding; glucokinase activity
Source: RefSeq, a predicted model, not a curated record